GACAAUGGUAGGAUUAGCGGUUUAGUGGAACAACAGCCUCACGGCUCUAUUUGUCUUAGGGUUUUCUUCUCCACACCAGCAUAGUAAGAUGUGCGGCAGAGCUCGCUGUACUCUGAGACCUGAAGAUGUUCCCAGGGCUUGUCACCGCCAUGGAUUUCCUGCCCAUUUUCUUCAUCUUCAAUGUUAUCGUCCUUCUUACAAUGUUGCGCCGGGAUCGUAUAUGCCGGUUCUACGGAGAGACAAUAAUGGUGUUGCUGUUCACUGUAUGAAGUGGGGAUUAGUCCCUGGUUUCACUAAGAAAACUGAUAAGCCAGAUUUCUUCAAAAUGUUUAAUGCUCGGUCUGAAUCGAUUGGUGAAAAAGCGUCUUUUCGUAGAUUGCUUCCAAAGAAUAGGUGUCUUGUUGCAGUUGAUGGGUUCUAUGAGUGGAAAAAGGAAGGCUCAAAAAAGCAACCAUAUUACAUCCAUUUUAAGGAUGAGAGACCUUUGGUAUUUGCUGCUCUUUUUGAUUCUUGGCAGAACUCAGGAGGUGAGACACUUUAUACCUUCACCAUUGUGACAGCCGCUUCCUCGCCAGCCUUGGAUUGGCUCCAUGACAGAAUGCCAGUAAUUCUGGCUGACAAGGAUUCAGUCGACACAUGGUUAGAUGAUCCCUCAACGUCGAAACUGCAGCCAUUACUUGCACCAUAUGAGAAAUCGGAUUUGGUAUGGUAUCCAGUAACUUCUGCAGUUGGUAAACUAUCUUUUGAUGGACCAGAGUGUAUUCAACAGAUACCGCUAAAGGCCUCACAAAACAGCUUGAUCUCGAAGUUUUUCUCAGCAGAGCAUCCGAAAACAGAAGAAAAGGACAAAGAAACCAGAUCAACUGAUGCAACCAUCCCAGCAGGUCCGAAAGAAGAACCUAUACUUGAAGGUUAUGAAGGGGUAGUAGUCUCGGAUAGCAAUGAUGAAACUAAAGAACUGGAUAAGGAUAAGGAGAAAGAUAAAUCGAAUGAAGCCAAAAAUCUGUGUUUUCAAAAGAUUGUGAAAGCGGAACCGUUUAUUGGAGAUAGCUCAGCUGUUGCAUCUCAUCCUGAAUCUCUAAAGAACGAAGUUAAGGAGGGUACAUGUGGAGAAGGCGAAUUCAAAGAGACUGGUGGCUUAGAGUUUACCCCGAAGUCUUCAGGAAAGAGUGGGACAAAGCGAGAUUAUGAGUUAUUCUCAGCUCAAGAAAAGCAAUGGAAGCAGAGUGUGAGGUUGCAAGAUCUUGAUAAAAGCAGUGUGAAACACGGAAGGAAGCAAGGAAAAGGAAAGUCUAACAUCAAGAAAUCCAAGGACACGCAGUCUACAUUACAUUUCUUUUUCGAUGGAAAAUAGUUUGUGUACAUAAUCAUCAAUGGGGACGUGUUGGUUUGUGGAUUAUAAAGGAUAUGUACCGUCGAUGCUUUGUUUAUCGGUUCUGCUCGAUCUUUGAUUUAAAGAAUUGUAUGAAUAAGAACAUGUUAGAAGUAAUGUAUGCCUUUCUUUGUGGUCGAGUUGGGUUAUUUUCGUGUAAAUAAAGGAUUAUCCUCAUGGAAGUCC
Eruca vesicaria subsp. sativa (arugula) is the source of this 1558-nucleotide messenger RNA. The record is from the annotation of a GenBank genome assembly. Lineage: Eukaryota; Viridiplantae; Streptophyta; Magnoliopsida; Brassicales; Brassicaceae.